This is a messenger RNA of Guyanagaster necrorhizus, 702 nucleotides long. RefSeq lists its product as uncharacterized. The record is from RefSeq and is a predicted model, not a curated record. The transcript is spliced from 6 exons. Bases 1 to 702 code for a protein of 233 amino acids. NCBI's taxonomy places the organism in Eukaryota, Fungi, Basidiomycota, Agaricomycetes, Agaricales, Physalacriaceae.
AUGGCAGUAUUAGGACAGCCGCUGUUCCUUACGCUUGAUAUUCUGUUUUUUCUCGGGUCCGAACGAUGGAUAAUUAUGUUAUGUUCGAUAAAGGCGAGGAACUUGCGGCUGAGCUCCAAGGGAUGCGAUAUGCGCGUACGCCAAAUGUUCGCCGACCUUGUACUCGUCCUUGUACAAUCAUCAACAAUGCCAAUGCCAAGCUUGGACUCGAGUUCACAGGCCGACAAAUUGAUACAUGUCAAGGGAGGUGCCAAGUGUAUAAGGGUGCUUCAUAUCGUUCUGAAAAACGAAUACAAGGGCAGUGCAGUUACUUGUCUUGCUCCCUACGUCUUGGCACUGGAAUCCUGGGUUACGAAAACACUUCACGCCAACGCUAGGACCAAGAUCAAGAAGGAAGGGAUUGUCGAGAUACUCAACUUGACAGACACCUUGCUUUUUUCCAUCAUGAUUGACCUAUUGGUUCUCCCUCCUCUGGCGGAGUAUUUCACCAAUCUUACACUGUUAGAUGACUUGGUGACCUCCAUGAUAAAUGAAGACGAGGACGAAACUUCUGCGUGCACGAAUGUAGGAUCAUCGAGUGCCGAAGUUGCAGAGAGAAUGAAAAUACACAAGGAGGAACAUCUGCGCACUAGACCAUGGGAGGAGGACCGUUCUCUUAAGCGCUGCGUUUUCGCGCUCAUGGUGAAGUACUUGCCUGAGUGA